CACAAACCCAAAGACAUUUUACUCUCUGAACUGUGUCAACACGACUGUUAGGCAAUAAAACCUUCAAAUAUUUACCGAAGCCUCGUAAUACUAAAUCCAAGAGGAAACUAGGUGUGUCUCCUUUCGCAAACCGGAAGUGCUGCGGUGUGUGUCUAUGGCGUUAACACGUCGUCAGUCCAGAGGAACUCAUGAAUGAAGCAGGCCGAGAAGUUUUCGCUCAGAAACACUCGGGAUUUAUCCGGAUCCUGGAUGUGCAUGGUUUAAUUUCUGUCCGAAGGCUUCAUCGAUACAUGUUCGGCGCUGGAGCCCGUCUGGAGAAGUCUCUGAGCGGCUGUUUUCGGGAGUUUUGAAGCGCUGGUGGAAAAUGCCUCUGUUUGCAUGGAGUUUGUGUUGGUGUGCGGCGCUGUGCGUUCUGCCGUCUGUGUUUGCCGACGCUGAAGACGCUUCGCUGCUGGGAGGCUGGCAGGACGUGUGGCUCUUCCGCUUGUUCCUCAAUGUUUUGGGCUACGCCACCAUCAUCAUCCCUGGAUAUUUCCUAAUCAGCUACUUCAAACGAAUCAACUAUCUAGAAACCGGUCGUGGGCUUUGUUUUCCUGUCAUAAAGACGUGUGUGUUUGGGAAUGAAUCUAAGACUGGACUGCUGGAUGAUGCUUCGCCGGCGGCCAGAAACGAGUCUGAAUCCAGUUCAUCUGCUCCACAGGCCGUCAAACUCUUCUUCUGUGCUGCUGGACUCCAGGCGUCGUACCUGACGUGGGGUGUUCUUCAGGAGCGGGUGAUGACGCGCUCGUACGGUGCGACCGAGGUGGAAGGCAGCGGCGAGCGCUUCAGAGACUCUCAGUUUCUGGUGUUCAUGAACCGCAUCCUGGCGCUGACGGUGUCCGGUCUGUGGUGUGUCCUGUUCAAACAGCCCCGUCACGGUGCGCCCAUGUACAAAUACUCCUUCGCUUCACUGUCCAACAUCCUCAGCAGCUGGUGCCAGUAUGAAGCGCUCAAAUACAUCAGCUUUCCCACACAGGUUCUGGCCAAGGCCUCUAAGGUGAUCCCCGUGAUGCUGAUGGGCAAGAUCGUGUCGCGCAAGAGCUACGAGUACUGGGAGUACUUGACGGCCGUCCUGAUCUCGCUGGGCGUCAGCAUGUUCCUGCUCUCCAGCUCCACCGGCAAACACUCCUCCACCGUCACCACCUUCUCCGGCGUGGUCAUCCUCGGCGGAUACAUCGUCUUCGACAGCUUCACCUCCAACUGGCAGGACAACCUGUUCAAGUACAAGAUGUCGUCGGUGCAGAUGAUGUUCGGCGUCAAUCUCUUCUCGUGUCUCUUCACGGUGGGCUCUCUGCUGGAGCAGGGCGCCUUCUUCGACUCGCUGGCCUUCAUGAUGCGUCACUCCGAGUUCACGAUGCACGCCGUGCUGCUGUCGGUUUGCUCCGCCUUCGGGCAGCUCUUCAUCUUCUACACCAUCUCGCAGUUCGGCGCGGCCGUCUUCACCAUCAUCAUGACUCUGCGGCAGGCCAUCGCCAUCCUCUUGUCUUGCUUCCUCUACGGUCACGCCGUCACCCUGGUGGGCGGCUUGGGCGUAGCCGUGGUCUUCCUCGCCCUCUUCCUGCGCAUCUACGCCCGCAGCCGCGUUAAGAAGAGCAGCAAUCGGGCCGCACAGACGCCCGUUCAGAAGGUUUAAUCGAGCGCUCGUUCGGAUGUGUACAGAAGCCACAUUCUCGUGGCUUGUUCGUCUUUUUUUUUGUUUGCUGCAAAACUGGUGGUAUGUAUUCCGUAAGGUCGGACGGUACAGAAAGGGAUUAUUCUUUAUCUUAAUGGGUUAGUUCAUGCAAAAAUAAAAAUUCUGUCAUUAAUUACUCACCCUCAUGUCAUU
Sinocyclocheilus grahami is the source of this 1864-nucleotide messenger RNA. RefSeq names its product adenosine 3'-phospho 5'-phosphosulfate transporter 1-like. Gene Ontology annotation, molecular function: 3'-phosphoadenosine 5'-phosphosulfate transmembrane transporter activity. Lineage: Eukaryota; Metazoa; Chordata; Actinopteri; Cypriniformes; Cyprinidae. Bases 365 to 1672 code for a protein of 435 amino acids. Gene Ontology annotation, cellular component: endoplasmic reticulum membrane; Golgi membrane. The transcript is spliced from 5 exons. Gene Ontology annotation, biological process: transmembrane transport; 3'-phosphoadenosine 5'-phosphosulfate transport. The record is from RefSeq and is a predicted model, not a curated record.